Molecule: messenger RNA, 2139 nt
Organism: Fonsecaea pedrosoi CBS 271.37
Lineage: Eukaryota; Fungi; Ascomycota; Eurotiomycetes; Chaetothyriales; Herpotrichiellaceae
Exons: 2
Coding region: 1-2139 (712 amino acids)
Source: RefSeq, a predicted model, not a curated record
AUGGAGAGCGAUAAUAGACGUCCCAAGAAUCUCGUUUCCUUCUCGGAGCGAGUCGCUACCUUUCUCACGAAUAGACACAGCUUACAUAUCCCUUCACAAGAGGAGAUAACCGGGGAGAGGACUCGGAGUCAGUCUCUAGACUUUCAAAACGAGAUACCUCUUGAGCAGAACGAUAUCAGACAGUCCUUCAUACGACGACAAUAUGACACACCCGAAGAAGAGUGUCGCUUCGAUCCAGAGUUACUACCAAAUGAAAACCUCGUCCAAACAAUUUUACUCCCCGCAGCAGUCAUUUGCAUCCCUAUCGCUCUUUUAGCCGGUACUUUGCUUGCUCUGGUUUAUAUGUACCGAGUCGUUCCUGUCCCAAAUCUAUUCAAGCCUACGGAAGCGACACUACAUGAGCCUGGAUUUGUUCUGGUCAACUUUUCUGCAACUCGAUUGGUUUUCGUAGCCAGUUUUCUGUCUACGCUGGCACCUCUGCUGGGUUCGUUCAUCUUGUCAGUGUUUGCGCUUACCGUGUCUCGGAAAUUGCGCGAUGCCUCCAGAGAAGCAAAAUAUCUGGACCUACCAACACCAUUUCAAAUGAGUUUGCUUAUCGGCAUCUUGGUCGCGUCUGCACAGCAAUUUCGGUCGUAUCUCUGGUACCUUGUCCGCCGGCGAAGACCCAGCAUCCCCCCGGUUUUACACUGUGCCGCCUCGAUGAUGCUCCUGAGUUUGCUGUUGGCUGUCGGGGUGUUCAUAGCGGAUACCGUCCUGCAUUACACAACGUCGACUGUUGAGGUUGAUCAGAUCUUGAUCCCGCCAGAACCAACCCAGGAAUUUGGUCGCGGUCUCUCUGAGUUCUGCUUGACCUUCAACCGAACUUUUGUGGGACUGCCUUGUUCCGACACGACUGACUCCGGAGUAGUCGACCCGAAUGCAAACUUUGAAGCUACAGAAACGAAUCGGCUCUUCCACAACACUUCGCAACUUUCAGAGAUUCGAAUCACGGCGACGGAUGACAUCCCAGGGGCCGAGCUAGCAUACCUCAUUCCCCAGCAACAGACGACGGUUCCCAAUACUGAUUACGAAGCAUCGACUAUUGGGAUAUCGACAACCUGUCGCUUUGUCAACCCAUCCAGCUGCGGCAUGGUACUUUGGGAUGAUUACUACACCAACUUCAGCUGCACCGAUAUGUUUCACGGUACUAUCGGGAUGCCACCAAUCGUGAGCACAAACCUCAAUAAUCUACGCCCUCCGGAUCCGUAUCGUUCAUUCUUGAUGUACAAAGGGGCUGCCAACCUAAUGUACUCGUUUUUCAACGAUUCAGGAAUGAGAAACGUCUACAACACUGUUGGCUACAAUGACUCGGGCGCCUUCGACUUGAGCAUUUCGCCAUAUCCCAACUCUGACCUGGUGAAUCCGUUCUAUAUCGGCAUCGCCGCGCGAAUUUCAACUACAAGUGGACAAUUUGUGUCUGGCAAUGAAAUGAUGGCAAACAACACAGACGCCACUUUUAUCUCUGAUGGCGUCCUGGAUUUCAUUCUCAAUUGUGCCGUGGCGUCAUACGAUAUCUCGUAUACCUGGGUUGACGGAGCUCUGCAGAAUAUCCAUGCGGUGCCGACCGGCAAUGGCAGCAUCCUGGAAAUUUUCCACGGAAACCUACUGUACGCGACUAUCAGUGGUGGUGAUCCUGCUCUACAAGAUUUCCUCACGCAGUCUGCAUUGGCUGGAGACACGACUGAGUCUUUUCUCCGGAAAUUUGGAAGUCUAUACUCUACAAAGGUCCUAGCAAACAUUGGCGGAUACACUACAGGCCGUCUUGCCCUUGGCCAACAACAGCGUGAACAUAUGCUGCUUUCCAAAGUGCCCAUUCCACCACUAGCGAUACUGGUGGCAUGGAGUUUCUGCUAUCCCUUGCUUGGGCUGAUACUGGCCUUCCAAGCAUACUGGGCAUCCCGCGGUAACGUUCGCAGUAUCGCAGCGAAACUGAGCUUGCUUGGGUUGUCUCAGGCUGCCUUUGGAGACAAGCGAAUGGAAGCAUCAACCGGCGGAACCACUUCGAGGGAGGACGUGAAUCAGCUUCUCAAGCAAGAGACGAGGCGCAUUCUUGUCGAUGGGAGCGCACAACAGGGCUUCGAGUUCGGUGUCAUGCUAUGA